Molecule: messenger RNA, 5032 nt
Organism: Linum trigynum
Lineage: Eukaryota; Viridiplantae; Streptophyta; Magnoliopsida; Malpighiales; Linaceae
Source: the annotation of a GenBank genome assembly
CUCCUAAUGACUACUUCCUCUAGAUCCAUUGUCGGAAAAGAGGGUAUCGAACUUCUGGCCAAAAUCCCACAUAUCAUGGCCCCACUGCUCCUCCUCCUCCUCUACUCUAUGUCUCCAUGCUUGAGUUUCCUCUAGCUCCACUCUUCUCUCUUGCUCAAAGGCAUCCCAAUGUUGCUCAUGCAUGGCUUGAUAUCUGAGGAAGUUCUCCUCCGGACUCUCCACGCCUGCAACCUCAGCUCUAUAGUUAUCAUAUUAUGGUGGUGGUGGUGGUGGUGGACGAGCUUCAUAUCUCUGAUGCUCAUGUAUCCUCUCUAAAUGUACUGUUGGUGUCCCCGCAUCAACCCAUGUUGAGUAGCUAGGACAAUCUUACCUAGCCAAAUCCACUCCAACUCUAGUCAUCCUCUCUAUACAAAAAAUGAAUGAUGGUUGUCUAAUAAUCUGCCAUGUCCUGCUAGGGUGUCCCAAAGAGCAAAAAUGUAUUCCUCUCGAUGAUCAUUAAUAUACUAGGUUAUGGUGAGAACAUAGCCCACCUCCUGGAAGCGCUCUCAAUGAAGUAAUGUUAUACCUCAUAAGCACUACAAGAAAAUUAGGCUUCGGAGACAGAGGUUAUUUGCGUCUAAAUGUCACUUAUUUGUUUCUAUAUGUCUUUCAAUGCAAAUAUGCUAUUUGAAUCAUCUGCCUCUGCCUCGGAUUCCUUUUGGGAGCAAUUGUAGAUGCAAAUAGUAUAUGCCUUUAAUAAUCGAAUUGGACACAAAUAUUUUUUACUCUAAUGAUAUGUUUCAAAGCAAAUAUCUUUGUUUCAAUUUAGACUUUAGGGAACACAUUAUAUAUUGUUGUGUAGAGAUAUACUAAGUUUUGGAGACAUAUGUAUUUUGCCACUGUACAUAGGACACAAGUCACUAAUAUUAAAAAAAAAAAGAAUAUAAUUGCUAUGGAAUUAAACAUUAAUUUUAUUAAAUUAAGAAUACACUAAAAAUACAUUAUCAAUCUACCUAGCAGCAAAUACAAUACAUUAGGAAUCUACCCUAGCAGUUAAUAAUAAAAAUAUAUCCUAACAGUUUUAUGCCUAUCAUCAUCAAUGCCUUCCGUUUCUCACUGUGCCAUCGCCGCUAUCAUGUCCUUCUCUUCUUCUUCAAACUCGACUCCGCCGGCAAUGGUAUUACCCGAGGCGGACCCGGGAAAGGAUCGAUUGCUGUUUUUGGUGUGAUGUAGCCUGCAAUGAGGAAAUAUGAAGCAGAGGAAGAUGAAUGCAGAGAAGCAGAGUUUGCAACAGAUCUGCAUAUGGGAGUCCAGGGGGCGAAGGAGCUUCAAUUUGCAGAACCUAACACCACCAAACCAAACACCAAGAAAGUCAUCAGAUAAUAUCAAACAAAAAUGGCAAACAAAGAGACAACAUAAGUGUCUUAGGUGUAAGCUAUCCCCCAUUUGCUAUGGCUUCUUUGCCAUCGAAUGCCAGCGGCAGAUGCUCCGCCUCCACAGCCCAAGCACCAACAGGCAACAGCUCCUCUUCGACGCCAGCAGUGGCAACUUCGCCUCGGCAGCAAUAGUGACGCUCUGGUCCGACUAUGAAGAAGGUUUGGUGGAGAAUCAAAAACACAUAUGAGAUUUGAUAUAAUUGAACAAAAAGAUGUGAGAGAAUGAAGAGGAGGAGGGGACAGUGGAAAGUGUAAGCGAAAGGGUGGUGAUAAGGGCAAAGUGGAAACAGAAACACGAAAGUAAGACGCAUUUUACUUUUUUUUUCUCUAAAACAAAUUGUGGGAGAGAGAGCUAAAAUUUCAAUUGAGGUGAAAUUCUUACGGUCAAAGUUUUGCUGUAAAUAUGGAGACGGGCAAAAAAUAGGGUAGCCAAAAUGGAGACGUAUACAAUGACGUAUCGAGACAAAUCAUAUUUAUUUCUAAAUGCUUUAAUUUUUUGUGAAACAAAGACAGAUAGAAUAACAAUAUGAGACAAAUAAUAUUUCUUUCUAAAAGUCUUUGAAAAUGUAAUGAUACAAAGACAUAUACAAUAACAUAUCGAGACAAAUAAUAUUUUUGCCUCAACAAAUUAACUAUGAAAAAUGAUACAAUAAUUGCAUCUGAUUAUUUGUCUCCGUAGUUCAGAUUUCUUGUAGUGAAGGUAGUCAAUAAUCAACCAUCCCGGAUGUAUACAUCAGUCAUUAAGAAAAGCAUGAUAUAAAAUCACGUCACCAAUGGUCGCCUUCCCCACAAUCACCCAUAAAUCUCAUAUAAAAGCUACUUUGGCUGAAGUAAUGUACAAACCUCAAAAAAUCGUGCCGCCAUGCCGAAUGUCAGUAGGCGAAGAAUGUCCAGUAGAAAACUCUACCUUUGGGUCCCUAGUGAUAGCUCUCCAUAAAUCCUAGAAGAGUGUUGACUAUGCAACUGCAUCCCAUGUAGCUCCGAGAUACGCAUCGGAGAGGGUAGUUCUAAUAUGGUAUGGGGGAAUCUUUAGCUUUGUCACGAAGCCAUCAUAUGUGUUAGUGAAUCGCCUUCAUGCCAAUUUCUAGUUAGUUUGGGACUUAUUUCCCUAUUCUUAGUAAGUUAGUUUUAUGUUUUUGUAACCUCUAUAGAUAGAGGAUGCAAGACUUACUAAAUUUAACACAUCUAUUAGAUACAUCAAGUUCGAUCAAUAAUAUUUCAUCUGAUUUUAUUAGGAUAAGUACUAGUCUUCCUUAUUUAAUCACGGCUACCCUCACAAUGGAGUGCCCCUCAACAUGAGUUAUGAUCACCGCAAAACAUAUCACCACCUGCUGUCAAAACUGAGGUAUGUUUACUGCACAACGUAUCACCAUAUAGUAGCAUACCUAUACGUAAGCAAUGGAGACCGCGUAACUCAUCACCGUCCGGCUCCACGCCUAACCGAUAACACCCAAGUAGGGUGUUUGAUUCUUUAACACGAACUUGCAGCUCAAGCUCUACAAAUUAGGCCAAAGUAACUAAAUUGCCACCGAUGAACAAAAGGAAAAGGAUGGAACUCUUUGUGCAAUCCCACACCUGGAGGAAGGCUCAAUGAGUAUACGUCGAUGCUCGCCCACGACCAAUGGGAUUUUGGCCGAUACAAGAGCUCAAUCGAGCUUGGUUUUCUCAGCAAAGCUCUCAACCAAAAACUAGCUUCGAACACGUAGUUUUUAGGGUUUUCAAUCUUAAUCAAACUCAACUGUCGAUUACAAUACCUUCAUAGGUCUUAAAUAGAACUUACAAACAACCUUAAACGCAAAGGAAACCCAAAAUAAACAAGGAAAACGAAAACAGUCCAAAUCCUAAAGCAAUACGGAAACUUAAAACGCUAGUAAAAGCACAGUUUUGAUGUCAUUUUCAAAGCCCUUGUUUGGAGCCUUUCAGUCAUGGAUUACGAAACCGUACCGGACAUCAAACCGGAAUCGUUUUUGGCAUGGUAAAUCGUGGUACAACCAUGGUUCAACUGUUUCCUACCGGCAAAUACCGUUUUUGGAAUAAAAAAAUUAUUUUUUUGUUAAAAAACCGUACCGACAAAAUUAGGGUACCAUACCGGGAAAAUACCGGAAUAAAACCGGAUUAUACCGCCCAAUGUUUGCACCUGAUCACGCAUCAACCACACUACCACCACCAAUUUCCUCAAUUUCCUCAAUUUCAGACUCAAUUUCGUGCAGCCCUGGCCCAAUCCUUCCACCAACUCAUCAAACUUGUACUACUGUUCUUGAGCCCAACCUCCCAAAGUUCCUGAUCCUUGCCCACAAAAUCACCUUGCCAUAAUACCUUACUCACCGCUAAUACUUCCCCCUCCACCCCAAUCGAGUUCACCCACCUCCAAUACCCCAGAUUUGCCACCGCCAGAAGCUAACACCGAAAACCUUCCUCCCGCCUCUCCUUUCCCAUCCGACUUCCCUUCGUUCUUUGAGCCUUUGAACACCCAACCCAGUUGUCAACCCUCUUUUGACAUGAAAAUUUUCGACCCAAACCAAUCACCCGUUGAUUUAUUCACCUUGAUCUCAAAAAGCCAUCAGAUCAGCAAAGCUUCAGAGUCAGGGGACUUGAAUUGGGUACGCACAGGUGGAGUCUGAAAUUGAGGAAAUUGCUAGCGGAGAAAGACGAACGAGAUGGAGCAAAAAAAAAACACUACCUCUAAUCCUCUUUCUCGGUUUCUCCUCCGGCUCGGCGCUGCUGUGAACGAUGAUGCCUUCGAUCGCUGGGGAGGACGAGUCACCGGUGGUGUUUGGUUGCUGGGGAGGACGCUGUCACCGGUGGUGUUGAUCUCUGGUAGAGUUUGAGAGGCAGAGCGGCGCGACGCGGGGAGACGAGAGACAGAGCGGCGCUGGGCGAGGGAGACGAGAGGCAGAGAGGCCGAAGGUAGGUUUUUUGGCUUUUUGCGUCUCUGCUUCCCUUCCCUUCCUCCCUUCCGUUUUUUUUUUUUUGCAUCAAAACGGCGUCGUUUGCAUUAAAUGAAGGGACCGCCAAGUUUAAUUAAACCGGCCGAAAUUUCGGCCCAUUGCGGUCCAACCGCAAAUACCGUCCGGUAGGUUUUUGAAGGGUACACAGCCCUAUUGUACCGGUUUACCUCCGGUUUCCGGUUUUCCGGUCCGACCGGCCGGUCCGGUACGGUAUCCUGGUCCUUGCUUUCAGUUGUUGAAUCGAUCACCCUACCCCUUGCUCCUGUACUAGAAAGUACAAGCUUUCAUGUGGUAUGAGCCUUGAAACGUGAUUCCCAGCAAGUUGUUGUGAAUUGGACUCCAAAGUGACAUGCCUGCAACCGCUCCAUGCCUUAGGCAAUUCCUGGCAGUUUGCCUGUGUUGCCAUGGGGUUUUUGACGAGCUUGAAAAUAACACCUCCCAGCCUUCCCUCGAGGUCCCAGACAUCCCCAUUUGUUUAGCAACUUGCAAGAUUCAUAACAAACCCUUCCAAUCCAAUUUCCAUCAAGACAGGGGCGGAGCCAGGAAUUGAACUUCGGGGGGCCGAGAUUUGUUUAGUUUACUAUCGAGAAACGAUGAAUUAUAUGAACAAGUGAUUAAGUUAUAACAACAAAAAAUAAAUUUCUACGGUAAUAUAUUCGAAAAAAGCAA